Molecule: messenger RNA, 3437 nt
Organism: Plectropomus leopardus (leopard coralgrouper)
Lineage: Eukaryota; Metazoa; Chordata; Actinopteri; Perciformes; Serranidae
Gene: traf3ip2l
Product: TRAF3 interacting protein 2-like
Biological process (GO): humoral immune response; positive regulation of canonical NF-kappaB signal transduction
Source: RefSeq, a predicted model, not a curated record
GCUGCUCAGCUGGAAACUGUACAGCACAGUGCUCUCGUGCGCAAAUAUUUGUCUUUUACCUCGCGGAGACAACACGAAAAGGACGUCUGUAUGUUUAGAGUUUAUUCGUGUCAUUUACGUUAAAGUCGUUACGCUUUUUUUGUUUGUUUGUUGUUGUUUUUUUUUAACCAAAAUACCUUUUAAAGGUCACAUUUUUGCCGGUAAUUUUGUGGACGCACGCGGAGGCUGAGUUACCUGACUCGUCCAUUUACAGCAGUGACGAAUUUCAGGUGCAUCUUAAACCGGACACACAUGGAUGUCUCGAGGCGGCCCAAUGAUGCUCCCCACUUCAAUCUACUCAGCUUCAGCACCCAAUAGUCACGUCAGCCAGCUGAGCAGAUACUUUUACAGCCAUCACAACACGCCUGAAGAGGACGAUGAGACCAUGAGCACAGAGGAGCGAGAAGCCAGCACAGUCCACAAGCCGGACUCCAUCUCUGACCCUAAUGGCCACCGCCGCCCUCUGGAGCACGCCGUCUUCUCCGGUGACUCCCUGUUCAGCAGACAGCAGCUGGACCGACAGCAGGAAAACACACACACUGUCCCUCAUCCUGCCUCCAGCUUCUGCUCCUACCAGCCUCCCCGCAGCUUACCUGCCGGGUACGGCCAGCCCACUCCGUUCCCCAGCCAGGCUGACGGCGCCUGGCUCCACCCGAGCUUCGCCAGCAGCUGGUCGGGGUAUCCCAACAGCCUGCCGUCCUCUCUGAACCGCAAAGAUUACUCCGGCUGCUCUGGAGACAGCUGCCUCUCAGGGUACAAGUUCCUGUCGCUCGCUCCCUGGCAGCACCUGCAUGAGCAGCUUAGAGCAGCCGCUCUCUCUCUGCUCCAACCCGCCUUCAGGCAACAUGUGUCACCACACGUUAUCUCCAUACUCGUGCUCGCCACAGGGAGCCCCCUGCUGCGCUCAGUGCCCUGCAGACGCCUUCAACAGGGGCCCAUGGCCAACAAACACCCCUGGCCUCAGUACCACCCAGCGCACGGCCCGUACCAUCCAGGCGCUUGCAGACUUCCUGGAGCUGGAUACACACACAUCGGCCGCAACGCUCCCGCGAAAGAGAAGCACCCUCCUCCGAGCACGUCGCUCUCUCUGGAGCAGAGGAAGGUGUUUGUCACUUAUGAAGCGGACAACGACAAGCACGUCAACGAGAUCAUCAACUUUGUAGCUCUGCUGCGACACAAUGGCUUUGACACACACAUUGAUAUUUUUGAGCAGCAGUUCAGGAGUAUAAGCAAGAUAGACUUCAUGGAGCGGUACCUCAGCGAGAAAGAGUACCUGAUCAUCAUCAUCAUCAGUCCCAAGUACUACGAGACAGUGACGGCCUCCCCGGUCGGCCUGGAGAACGACGAGAGGACCUUCAACACCGUCUACAUACAUAAACAGCUCCAGAAUGAGUUCAUCCAAAAUGGGAGCAAGAAUUUCAGGUUUAUUCCCAUCGUGUUCCCCGGAGCUAAAAAGUGUCACGUCCCAAACUGGCUCCAAAACACGCAUAUUUACGAAUGGCCGCUCCAUCGGGAUGACAUCCUGCGGCGGCUGAUGAGGGUCGAGAAGUACAAUCCACCUCCUAUCGGGGAACUACCGACUAUUGUUUCCAUCCCCAUAUAGAGACCUCCGACCUGUAGACUCAGACUGGACUGAAAUCUUUGAAAGAAACUUGCUCUCUGGAGAACUGCUGGUCAUUCUUGAGGUGAACGGGAAAACACGUCCAGAACGCUUUUAUGUUUCCUGAGUUUAAGUGUGAUGUUAAAGGAAUACUUCGAUCCUCAGGAAAACAACAUUUGUCAGUUACUCACCCCAUGUUACACUGAAAACUGAGGAAAACUCUGUUUUUCUAGUAUGCCUCCAUGCUGAAUGAAGAAUCCAGAAACAGAAAAUUCUUGAAAAAUUGAAGUCGUAGUUGUCCGCUUAAGUGUUGCCAUCAGUGCGUUCAACUUGUAAUUUAGUCCUUUUUUGCACCAUUUUGUCCAAUCAAAGGAUAACUCAUGGCAUUGAGGACAGUUUUUUUCCUUCGUGCCGGUGAUAGCCGUGGCUGGAGGCAUUAUGUUUUCUGGUUGUCCAACCGGCACAUUCUUCACAUUCUUGUUUCUUCAAGAAAACCUUGAGGGAAAUUCUUCAAAUCUGACACAAACAGUUACUUGGACUCUGAGCUGAUUAGAUUUUGAUGUUUAAAGGUAGAAAGUAGAAUGCAGAUUUAUUAGUCAUUUUUUUAAACAAAGUUUAAAAGGCAAAAUUAUAGUUACAAGUUGAAGGAUGAGUUGAUUAAAUUCACCAGCUACGAGGCGUCCAGUGGCUCAGUUGGUAGAGCAGGUGCCCCAAAAAUCACCAGCUACUAUGAAAUUUCCAUCUGAUUGCUCAGGCGUGUUGUUGCUUGUGGCAUAAUUUAAUUCCUGCAGUGCAUUUUUAAAAUUUGCAUCAGAAAGAUAAAGGUCAAGGUCACAGUGACCUUGCAUCCAUCUCAUUUUUGUGAACUGGAUAUCUCAAGAUGUCCUUGAAGUAGUUUCCUCAAAUUUUACACAAACAUCCAUUUCGACUCAAGAAUGAACUGAUUCGAAUCUGGUGGAGGAAAAUCAAGGUCAUGGUGACGUCAUCCAAUGCAUUUUUAGCCGUAACUCAAGAACCCUCAAAAAACACCUUGAAACUGUGCUGAUUUUAUAGAUCCUGAUCUGUUUUUUGAAGCAUUCAUGUUUUAACAGACAUGGAUGUAAAGUGCAGUGUGGUGCGGGGAGGCGUCCAACCGCGUGACGCGUUUCUCGGUAUCGGUGGAGUCUGAGAACAAAGCUUUGUCACUUUCAGUUUAGUUCCGCGUCAGAAAAUAGAAGUACGGAUCCUACAGCUGGAUCAGUGGCCUUGGAUCAUCCUGCAAAGGUUGUGUGAGAGUUUGUAAACUGAUGUUUUGAUACAGUUUUGCUGUUGUUCAAAGCGAGCUCCUCACUCUCACCCUCAGUGUUUGGAUUGUUCAUUCACAGUGGAGGCAUGGGAGAAAACAACUUUUUUUCAGGUUGAAUAUUUGAUGUAAAGAUGAUUAUCUGGGGGUUAAUGUAUUCCUUUAAGGGUGCUGUGUGAUCUUUUCUACUGGAAUAUUUUGUUUAAGUGUAAUUAGUGCCUUUAAAUUCCACAUAACUCACAGAAAAAUGCCAGUUUUUGAUGUGAAUUGGAGGUAAUAUAUUGCUUUUGGUCUCAGUGUGCACCACGCUGCAUGUUGAUGUUUACUGGUGCUACUUGAGGUUAAUUACCUUCACAACCUGACAAGUACAAUGUUUAUUCUUGAAAAGCAGAAUUUAAAAUUCAUGGCUUAUCUAAUUUGAACAUGUAUGAUUGUAAAUGAAAGAUUUUUGAUAUUUAAUUGGGACUCACGUGUGCACGUGUUCUAUAAUUAAAGAGAUGACAGAUAUGAUGAAUA